AUGGCGCGUGGGGAAAUAGUCGACGUCUUCGUCUCCCUGGCAAUGCGACCUCACAGUCGUUGCUUGCACCAAGCCCCACGGUUGUCUGCGAGAACUCUCCGAUAUGCUUCCACGUCGACCACGCCCGCGAAACCCGCUCUGCCGGCGAAGUCCAGAACUGAUGCUCCCAAACCAUCUAUACCACUCCAUGUAGGGCUGGACCGCAAUCCCGAGGGACUUUCCGCCAUCUCAAGAAUCCCCAUCCCCAAGGGAGAGAAAGGCGAGAAAUUCAUACCCUCUGUGUUAGCGCGACCUCUCGGUCUCACAUAUCCUCCUCGCCCGGGACAGAACAGUCCCAUCGACCGCCGGACGCUCCAAGAGAAAAAGGCCGACUUCACGAGCUACCAAAAAGCCCUAGAACGGCGGCGAGUCUACCUCCGGUCGUUCUUCCGUCCAUACUUUCAGGAAUGGCGUCGGGUAGACCAUUGGAAAGGCAAAAGCUUUGUCUCGAACGACAGGCUAUUCAAAAGGGAAAAGGCGUUGUACUUUCCAAACAUAUGGGGCCAGACUCUCUCAAAAGACGGGGACGGACCAGAUGGUGGGCGAGACACCACUCCGGUCCUCAUGGGCAAGAUCUCCAUCAUCGCCAUGCAGUCAGGACAAUGGGCAGAGGAGCAAGUCGACACCUUCGUCAGCGAGAAGUCGAAUCCGCGAUUACAGGACAUCAUUGCGCAAAGCGACGGUCUGGUGCAACGAGUCGACAUCAACAUGCAAGGAGACUGGGCGCGGUCUUUGCUGGUCAAGCUAUUCAGCGGGAGAUUGAGAAAAUUGGUACCGGAGGACCGCUGGAACCGUUACUUCAUGAUCAAGCUGCCUCGAGACAUUCGUCGUGGAUUGUCAGAUGAUGUGCGAGACGCCAUGGGUCUGCUCAAUUCUCAGGUUGGAUACGUCUACCUGGUCGAUUCGAGCUGCAAGAUCCGAUGGGCCGGAAGUGGCCAUGCAUGGGAAGGGGAAGUGGACGGCCUCAACGCCGUCCUCCAGAGACUGAUACAAGAAGAAAGAGCGCUGCAAUCAUCGUCACAAUCGACCAACUCGGUUGCACAGUCACAGCGAUCACCCGCGAUCACGAAAUCAACCCCGAACUCCGCCGACACAAGCCCAGAUGCAAUUCCGUCCGCCGCUGUAGCUUGA
Molecule: messenger RNA, 1170 nt
Organism: Capronia coronata CBS 617.96
Lineage: Eukaryota; Fungi; Ascomycota; Eurotiomycetes; Chaetothyriales; Herpotrichiellaceae
Exons: 1
Coding region: 1-1170 (389 amino acids)
Biological process (GO): mitochondrial proton-transporting ATP synthase complex assembly
Cellular component (GO): mitochondrial inner membrane
Source: RefSeq, a predicted model, not a curated record